Molecule: messenger RNA, 1206 nt
Organism: Coregonus sp. 'balchen'
Lineage: Eukaryota; Metazoa; Chordata; Actinopteri; Salmoniformes; Salmonidae
Source: the annotation of a GenBank genome assembly
AUGGCUGUAACAACAGAUCACAUUCGUGACAAACUAAUCAAGGAGAUCGGAGCGAUGCAUGUGGUAUGUAUCAUGUUUCCCCAUUCUCCAAUGAAUGCAAACACACGUAUGCUGCCCCCCCCCCCCCCCUCCCCAAUGACGUUAGUGGGCUACGUUAGCCAUAUCUAUGUUGGUCAUUUUAUAUUUAACAUUUACACUCCUCCUGGAGAGCUACUGGGUGUUCAAGCUUUGGCACACUCUAGCCUGAUUCUACUAAUCAAUUGCUCACAGGUUAGUCGAGGUAAUUUGUACAUGUAGGUAGGGGUAAAGUGACUAUGCAUAGAUAAUAGCAGGUAGCAGCAGUGUAAAAACAAAUUGAGGGGGGAGUCAAUGUAAACAGUCUGGGUGGCCAUUUGAUAACUUGUUGAGCAGUCUUAUGGCUUGGGGGUAGAAGCUGUUAAGGAGUCUUUUGGUCCUAGACUUGGCGCUCCGGUACCGCUUGCCUGUGCGGUAGCAGAGAGAACAGUCUAUGACUAGGGUGACUGGAGUCUUUGCCAAUUUUUGGCCUUUCCUCUGACACCGCCUGGUAUAGAGGUCCUGGAUGGCAGAAAGCUUGGCCCCAGUGAUGUACUGGGCCGUACGCACUAUAUUCUGUAGCGCCCUACGGUCAGAUGCUGAGCAGUUGCCAUAGCAGGUGGUGACGCAACCGGUCAGGAUGCUCUUGAUGGUGCAGCUGUAUAACUUUUUUGAGGAUCUGGGGACCCAUGCCAAAUCUUUUCAGUUUCCUGAGGGGGAAAAGGCUUUGUCGUGCCCUCUUCACAACUGUCUUGGUGUGUUUGGACCAUGAUCGUUUGUAGAUGUGUUUGGAUUGGAGCAAAAGCGUGCACCCCCAGGGGCUGUGGUAUGACCCCACCAAUGACCUGUUCUACCGGCUUUGUUUUGACAGGAGGUCGAAGACACGUCCCCUAACCGAUGUGCUGCCAGCUUUAAAGUUCUAAUAGUGUCGACCCAGUUUGAGGGGAAACCACUGCUGGCGAGACACAGGUAGGCUAAGUGAAGUACACGGUGGGCAGGCAGAGCUGAUAUGGGUUAUGACAUACUCUUGUUUCUGAUUUUUUGUUCGUCAGGAUGGUGAACACCUGCCUGGCAGAAGAGCUGAAAGAGAUCCACGCCUUUGAACAGAAGACGCUGACUCCAGAACAGUGGGAGAAACAGAAAGCACAGUGA